UGCCGAACAACCAUCAGCCAUUGAGCCGACUCGACCACCCAUUCACAACACGUUCUGUAGGAAUCUCUGUAUGGCUAUGAAUAUCAGACUCUCCGGUCUCGUUGCUUCAGGAGGCCUUAAGGUCUUUAACACAGCCUCCACAACCAGGCACGGCAUACGUGUAAUUGCACGAUCAUUCUCCGAUACACGCAUCCUGGCCCAGGCAGAUGUCACGACACCAAGCCAUGGAUUCUCGAAUGGUCAAAAUCUUGGAAGUAUCUCGCUGAAGAGAAACGGUAUCUACCUUGACACGAGACUACGUAUCACGCCUUUUACAGAUCUCGAGGUCAAAGAACGUCCAAACAGUGAAUCUCUGCGCUGGGAUGGAGACAGGCUAUAUUUUGAAAAUGCCGAAGGUGAAGAACGCACAUAUGUCUCGAACAUGUGGUUAAGAGACCAGUGCCCAUGUCACGAGUGUGUGCAUCCUGUGACUCGACAGAGGCAGCUUGAUACUUUCUCGAUUGAUCCCAACGUUAAGCCUUCGAGCCUGAACAUUCAGACUCAAGCCAAACAGACUAUACAAAUUGGAUGGCAAGAUGGACAUCAGAGCGAAUACCCGCUAAAGCUGCUCCGUAAGGGCAGACCAACUCAUACCACUGUGAAGCGAAGAGGCCUUGUUGAGCAAAUCAUGUUUGACAAGACCAUCGCAGCCACUCCACCAACAGUCGAUUACAAAGACAUCAUGGAAGCAGAUGGUAUCGCCGAAUGGACUCGUCAGAUUAACGUGCACGGACUGUCAUUCGUGAAGAACUGCCCAAUUGAUCCUGAUGCAACACGGAAGUUGUUGGAAAAGAUUGGGCCCAUCCGCGAAACUCAUUACGGUGGUUUCUACGAUUUCACAUCAAACAUGGCAAGCAAAGAUACCGCUUACACAUCUCUGGCACUCGAGUCGCAUACAGACACUACAUACUUCUCAGAGCCGGCAGGACUCCAGAUGUUCCAUAUGCUUUCUCACACGGGUGGAUCCGGUGGUGAGUCCCUGCUUGUUGACGGGUUUGCAGCAGCGAGACAGCUUUACGCCGAAGACAAGGAGGCAUACAAGAUACUCAGCACAAUCGGCAUCUGGGCGCACGCAAGCGGAAACGAGGACGUCAGUAUCCAGCCAUACGUAUGCUUCCCUGUACUUUCUCAUGAUCCCAUCAUGGGACACUUGAUACAAGUGCGUUGGAAUAAUUCAGACCGAGCUGCGAUUGAAGCGCCAAGCGACAUGAUAGAUAAGUGGUAUGAGGCUGCCAGAAAGUUCAACGGUAUCCUAAAUGAUGCGCAAAACCAGUAUUGGACACAGCUAGAGCCAGGAAUGCCAUUGAUUUUCGAUAACUGGCGAGUAUUGCAUGGAAGAAGCGUCUUCAGCGGCAAGAGACGAAUGGCCGGAGGUUACAUCAAUCGGGAUGAUUUCAUCUCCAAGUACAAGUUGACAAAUGCAGGCAGAGAAGAAGUUCUCGAAGCAACUGUCACAGGUUGAAUGCUGAGUGUCGUUUGUUUUGUCAAAACAAUGAGGGACCAAGAUGGGUUCUGGUUGGAAACAUGUCUAGCCUCCUGAGCUUGGCGAUACAGGGUA
Molecule: messenger RNA, 1597 nt
Organism: Aureobasidium pullulans EXF-150
Lineage: Eukaryota; Fungi; Ascomycota; Dothideomycetes; Dothideales; Saccotheciaceae
Product: Trimethyllysine dioxygenase
Exons: 12
Coding region: 71-1501 (476 amino acids)
Biological process (GO): carnitine biosynthetic process
Cellular component (GO): mitochondrion
Molecular function (GO): iron ion binding; trimethyllysine dioxygenase activity
Source: RefSeq, a predicted model, not a curated record